CGUAAUGCGGAAUGUGAACCUUCAAAUCGCGCGAAUGGAAACAAUCGUGAGAUAAAAACAUAUACGUGAAUCUGAAAAAUAUUUUUUUUCGACUGUAAAUAACUACGCGCCAGCAUUUAAAACGCCCAAGAAUGUGUGCGGAAAAAGCUCGCGAUUUCUCGCAAAUCAAGCGCUUCCAAACCAACGAGGAAGGUCGUAAAACAGCAACGACGACGGAGCAGAUUAAAACAGAAUCAUCAGUCGAGCGGUUCUACAGCAGAUAUGAACAGCUAGCCGCAUUGAAUCCGUCACUGCCGAAAUUGAUGCGAACGGAACACGCUCGCUACCUGGAGGUGUCACUGGAACGGUUGUCUGCCGGGUACGAAUGCUUGGAUAGCAGCCGUCCCUGGCUGGUCUACUGGAUCUUGAAUGCGGCCAGCGUACUGGGGGUAAAGUUCACCGACAGUUUACUCAACCGUGUGGUGGAUUUUUUGAUAAAAUGCCGCAGUCAGAACGGGGGAUUUGCUGGUGGUCCCGGACAGGACCCACAUCUAGCGCCGACGUACGCUGCAGUUAAUGCUCUUUGUAUUAUCGGUACCGAUAAAGCGCUAAAUGCAAUCAAUCGGAGAACGCUGCAAAAAUUUCUCUGGGCCGUACGUGAACCAAACGGUGCCUUUCGAAUGCACGUCGGGGGAGAACUGGAUGUACGUGGGGCAUACUGUGCCAUCUCGUCGGCAAAAUUAGCUGCGUUCUCGGCAGAAGACGAGUCAAAGUUAUUCGAGGGCACGGCAAAUUGGAUCGCGGAAUGCCAGACAUACGAAGGAGGAUUCGGAGGAACUCCUGAUUUGGAAGCCCAUGGAGGGUAUUCAUUUUGCGCCGCUGCUGCUCUUGCCAUUCUGGGUGGUGAGGAAAAAUGUAACCUGAAUGCUCUACUUCGGUGGGCUGUAAACCGGCAGAUGGCAUACGAAGGGGGGUUUCAAGGGCGCACUAACAAACUAGUCGAUGGCUGCUAUUCAUUCUGGCAGGGGGCUUUGAUACCGGUUAUUCAAAGUCUAAUAGCUCGAAAGGAGGGACGAUCGGAAAUUAUGAAUACGGUUCUGUUCCACAGGAUGGCCCUGCAGGAGUACGUGUUCAUCUGCUGUCAAAAGCCGUCCGGUGGAUUGAUUGAUAAACCGGGGAAACCUGCGGAUCUGUACCACACAUGCUAUACUCUAAGUGGACUUGCCGUGGCGCAACACUGCGAAACAAGUAAACCGCCCCUGAUUCUCGGACAUCCAGACAACGAGCUACUGCCGACACAUCCGGUCCAUAACAUUCCGCCCAAAGCGGUCAUCAACGCGUACAAAUUCUUUCUGAAGAAUGAACUUUUCGAGGCGGAACAAGCGAACGGUCACUGCAACGGUUCUGAAGAUAUCGAGAUGAAAGAUGACUCAGUGGACGGGACUCGCGAAUCCAGUAGUAGAACACGUUCUGAAACUCCGGCUGGCGAUACGGAUUCGAUGUCUGGUAUCAGUGCUGGUGCCGAUCUGGGUGAGGAGGAGGAGAACGAGCAAUCAAUGGGAAUGACUUCCGAAUCUUCUAGCGCGUGCAGUAGCGCGAGAGCAUCGGAGGAAAGGUCCCAAUCGUAAUUGCUAAAUUUUCAUAAUGCUUUUUAUCUCUAUCCGUUAUGUAAAGUCAAGUUGGGCACUGUGUGUGAAAAGAAUAUUUUUCUUUAAAAUA
Molecule: messenger RNA, 1698 nt
Organism: Topomyia yanbarensis
Lineage: Eukaryota; Metazoa; Arthropoda; Insecta; Diptera; Culicidae
Gene: Fntb
Product: protein farnesyltransferase subunit beta
Exons: 4
Coding region: 132-1607 (491 amino acids)
Biological process (GO): protein farnesylation
Cellular component (GO): protein farnesyltransferase complex
Molecular function (GO): protein farnesyltransferase activity
Source: RefSeq, a predicted model, not a curated record